CGCUCGGACCAGUGCAGUGUCGGGCGGUCCUCUGGGCAGGUCGCCACGCUCCGCAGUGCUGCGGCCGAACCACCAACCUGCGCCGCCAGAAUUAGUCGACCGCUGGUAAUUCGGACCACUCCAUCAGACCGACAUCAUGCUCGACAUCCUUAAAUCCGUGAAGGGUGUGCUGAAGCCCGAAGCUGUGUGCAUCGACAACAAUGUGUUUCGCCUGCACUACAAAGGGACCACAGCACUUCUGCUCGUAUGCUGCCUUCUGGUCACGUCCAAGCAGUACCUCGGUGACCCAAUCGACUGCAUUUUCGACGGCGUCAAGGACAAGGAGAAGGGCAAGGCGAUGGACACCUACUGCUGGAUUCACUCGACAUUCACCGUGCAGGUGCCGCCGAACCGAACGGGGAAAAUCGGCGAGCAGUUCCCGUACCCAGGCGUGGUGACGCCACAGGAAGGCGACAAGUUUAAGCACCACUUGUACUACCAGUGGGUGGCAUUCACGCUCUUCUUCCAGGCGAUGCUCUUCUACGUGCCGCACUACCUGUGGCAGGUGUGGGAGGGCCAGAAGUGCCAGAUGCUGGUGAUGGACAUGCAGUCCCCCGUGACGAAGGAAGAGGCGCGCCGGGACAGGCAAAAACUCAUCACCAACUACUUCUCGCUUAACCUGCAUCAUCACAACUUUUACGCUGUGCGAUUCUUCUGUUGCGAAGUUCUCAACUUCUUGAACGUCAUUGCGCAGAUCUUCUUCACGGACCUGUUUCUGGGCUACGAGUUCACGACGUACGGCUGGCGCGUGGUCCAGUUCGCCAACAUGGAUCAGGAGGACCGGCCCGACCCGAUGGCGCUCGUGUUCCCCAAGAUGACCAAGUGCACGUUCCACAAGUACGGGGCCUCCGGCACCGUGCAGCGCAUCGACGGACUUUGUGUGCUUCCCCUCAACAUCAUCAACGAGAAGAUCUACAUAAUGCUGUGGUUCUGGUUCAUAGUGCUGUCGGCGUUAACGGGUAUGGUGCUGCUGUAUCGAAUCGCUCAGGUGUUCUACCCGCAGCUGAGGCUCCAGCUGCUUGUGGUGCGCGCCAGACUGGCUUCGCACCAUGACGUUGCUAUCGUUGCGCGCAAAUGCCAGAUCGGCGACUGGUUUGUGCUGUACCAGAUGGGAAAGAACAUGGACCCAAUCGCGUUCAAGGAACUGAUCGGGAAACUAGCAAUGCGUUUUGAGGGCAAGGACACGGAGAAGUAGCGGACAGUGAUAUGAAGAUGACGUAGAAUUGUGUUGUGGCCAAGGCGAUCUAUACCAUAUGUCAUCCCGUUGGUGGCAGCGGAUUGGUGUCGACUGUCGAGUGUUCUUUUGGCUGUUUUCCUCAUUACGCAGCAAUAGCGCUGGGUUUGGCGUGUGUAAAGUGUAUGCAUUACACAAGUGUUAACAUGAUGAGCGAUGUACAUGAUUUGUCUCUUGUUGGCUAAUUAGUAAUUAGCUUAUUUGUCACUGAAAUACUGAAGUAGGUGUCUUCUUAACUGCAAAGAAGUCUCAAGUCUGAACCGGAGCGUCGAAAGAGGAGCUGUGUGGUAACUGGUAACUCUGUCGGAGUGCUAAUGAAGACUAGACUUUUUUAACUGACCUGAAAAAUGGAUUUAAUUGCGUACUUUUUAUGGCUGAUUAGGUAUAGGUAUAUCAAUGCAUUGCCACACUG
Molecule: messenger RNA, 1685 nt
Organism: Amphibalanus amphitrite
Lineage: Eukaryota; Metazoa; Arthropoda; Thecostraca; Balanomorpha; Balanidae
Product: innexin inx2-like
Exons: 1
Coding region: 137-1234 (365 amino acids)
Biological process (GO): phototransduction
Cellular component (GO): gap junction; plasma membrane
Molecular function (GO): gap junction channel activity
Source: RefSeq, a predicted model, not a curated record